UGAUUUAUAGAACAAAAACGAACAAAUUUUACCCUAUUGGAUUGUGUAUCUCGAUCUUCAUACGAUGCCCUCAUUUUCCUUUGGUAAAUUGCUACAAUAAAAUGAGUUUCGGGACGAUUUCUAAUAUAAAAACUUGAGAGGAUAUUUUUUCUAGAGUGAUAUCGAGAGUGAAUUAUUAUAAAUUCGUACUCGUAAAGAUGGUAACGGAAUAUCAAGCCCCGUAGUCAAUUCAUGUGGAUGGUGUGGGAAAUAAUAAAACAGGGAUUGGAUCAUAAAAAUGAAAAUGGGUUUGGUUUUGUACUUUUCCAGUGAUGUUAGAUUUUGUAGAACGGUUGCGACAACUCAAAAAGUGAGAUCAGCCUUACAUCAUUAGAAAUUAGAAAUUAGAAAUUAAAAAUUAAAGAUUAAAAAAAAAACGUUAUUAGGAAGUAGGAACCAAACACACGAGAGACGCGUUCUUUCUCUCUCAUCAGGAAAAAAAAAAAAGGAAAAAAGAAAUAAGAAGAAAGGAGAGAAGAAUGAAUGAAUGAAUGAAUGAAUGAAUAAUUCCCUAAAAACCCCACAAAAAUUUAACGCGGUUUCUCGUUCAAAGUCUCCUCUCUCUCAUCCUCCUUUCUCAAUUUGACCCGCCUUUUUUUUUUCUUCUCAAUUCAUCCUUUGAUCGUCACAUAUCUUAGAGAAAAAAACACAGCCAAUCUAUGUGGUUUUUUUGACCCUUUUGAAAGGGAUUAAAUUGCAAUUUAAUCGAAUUUGAAAUGGGGUGUUGCACUAGUAAGAGCGCUGAUUCCAAAGCCACACGCGCCGCUCGGUGGCGCUCCACCGGCAUCGUCGCCUUGCGCGACUCUAAAUUAAAGACAUUUCCAGAUGAUAUUCUCGAUUUGGAAAGAUCGGUGCGGACGCUUGAUUUGACGCACAACAAGUUAGUUGAAAUCCCGAUGGAGAUCAGCAAAUUGAUUAACUUACAGCGGUUGAUUUUAGCCGAUAAUAUUAUUGAUCGUCUUCCAAUGAACUUGGGGAAGCUUCAGUCUUUAAAAGCUAUGACACUUGAUGGAAAUCGAGUUAGUACACUGCCCGAUGAAUUGGGUCAGUUGGUUAAACUGGAGAGGCUAUCGAUAUCUGGAAAUCUGUUACUCAACCUACCCGAAACUAUAGGGAGCUUGCGCAAUUUGGUGCUGUUAAACGUGUCGAACAACAAAAUAAAGUCUCUUCCAGAGUCGAUCGGUAGUUGCUUCUCGUUGGAGGAAAUUCAAGCUAAUGAAAAUUCUAUCGAAGAGCUUCCAUCGUCGGUGUGCAAUUUGGUGCAUCUUAAGUCACUCUGCUUGGACAAUAACAACGUGAAGCAGAUACCUCCAAACUUAUUGAAAGAAUGCAAAAGUCUGCAGAAUAUAUCCCUCCAUGGCAAUCCCAUUUCUAUGGAUUAUUUUCAGCAGAUGGAAGGAUUUGAACAAUUUGAAGGUCGAAGAAAACGCAAGUUCGACAAGCAGAUCGAUUCCAAUGUGAUGAUUAACUCCAAAGGCCUCGAUGAGGGUGUUGAUCUCUGAAUCCUUUGCAAACUCCAUAUUUUUUUUGUGAAAUUUUAAUCUAUCAUGUGGGGUGGAGAAUGAAGACAUUGGGAUGUAAUUAAAUAGUGGAUUUGUUUUAGCCAAUGCUGCUGCAGAUUCACUUAUUGGCGUUACGAACAGUCACGUUUUUGAUUGUUUAAGAACUUGUAAUUCUUCUACAUUGUAAAUGUCGGUUUUCUCCGUUUACAGUAUUUUGUACUGAAUGAAACGAGUAGAGAUGGAAUCACAUCAUACUCAGUUGAAAUGUAAAUAAAAAGUAUUACAUAAGAGUCAUGAUCAUGUGCUUUGGAUUCUUUUUCGCCCAUUCCGAUCUGAAUAUUUUCGAUUUUGGAAUUAUAUUUUUUGGAGUAAAAAAAACUUUGUACCCUGAAA
This is a messenger RNA of Erythranthe guttata (spotted monkey flower), 1934 nucleotides long. Lineage: Eukaryota; Viridiplantae; Streptophyta; Magnoliopsida; Lamiales; Phrymaceae. The record is from RefSeq and is a predicted model, not a curated record.